Molecule: messenger RNA, 2133 nt
Organism: Monopterus albus (swamp eel)
Lineage: Eukaryota; Metazoa; Chordata; Actinopteri; Synbranchiformes; Synbranchidae
Gene: ccn2a
Product: cellular communication network factor 2a
Exons: 5
Coding region: 201-1241 (346 amino acids)
Biological process (GO): signal transduction; positive regulation of cell differentiation; cell adhesion
Cellular component (GO): extracellular region; extracellular matrix
Molecular function (GO): integrin binding; heparin binding
Source: RefSeq, a predicted model, not a curated record
UCCUCCACCGAAGCUUAACUCUAGCUUUCAACAAGAAGAAACAGAAAUACCGUGACUGGAGCAGCGGAGCAACGCUUCAAGACAAACAAGACAAAAGAUCAACUCGAUCAGAAAAGGCUUCUCAAGCUCAGACUCUGACAAUAGAGAAAGACUUUCUCAACAAGACUUAAGGAAAAACUAGAAUCUACAAGGAAGGAAAGAUGUCUGCUGGAAUGAAGAAAAUGAUUUUGCUGCCUUUGCUGUGCAUCAUGCUCUCGUACAUGGCUGCAGGUCAGGGGUGCAGUGGCCAGUGCUCGUGCCCCUCCACUCCCCCACAGUGCCCCCCAGGUGUGAGCCUGGUGCUGGAUGGCUGUGGCUGCUGCAGGGUGUGUGCCAAACAAAUGGGGGAGCUCUGUACUGAGAAAGACGUCUGUGACCCACACAAAGGCCUCUAUUGUGACUUCGGAGCCCCCAUCAACAAACGCAUAGGAGUCUGCACAGCCCAAGAGGGAGCCAACUGUAUGUUUGGAGGCAUGGUGUACAAGAGUGGAGAGAGCUUUCAGAGCAGCUGCAAGUACCGGUGCACCUGUCUGGAUGGAGCUAUAGGCUGUGUCCCUUUUUGCUCCAUGGACAUCCGGCUACCCAGCCCUGACUGCCCCGUACCCAGACGGGUCAAGGUGCCAGGGAAGUGCUGCGAGGAGUGGGAGUGUGAACCUCCCCACACUGACAGUAUCAUGGGGUCUGUUUUGCCUGCCUAUAGAGAAGAGGAGACAUAUGGCCCAGAUCCUUCCCUGAUGAGGGAGAACUGCCUGGUUCAGACUACUGAAUGGAGUGCCUGCUCUAAGACCUGUGGCCUUGGGAUCUCCACCAGGGUCACCAAUGAUAACAGUGAAUGCCGCCUUGAGAAACAGAGUCGGUUGUGCAUGGUGCGACCCUGCGAGUCACAGAUGGAGCAAAGCAUUAGGAAAGGGAAAAAGUGCAUCCGUACUCCCAGGCUCUCCAAGCCCAUGAAGUUUGAGAUCUCUGGCUGCACCACCACCAAGUCCUACAGGCCAAAGUUCUGUGGCGUCUGCCUGGACGGCCGCUGUUGCACCCCCCACAGGACCACCACCCUGCCCAUGGAAUUCAAAUGCCCUGACGGACAGGUCAUGAAGAAGCACAUGAUGGUCAUCAAGUCCUGCGCCUGCCACCACAACUGCCCCGGAGAGAACGACAUCUUCGAGUCCAUGUAUUACAAGAAGAUGGUGGGAGACAUGGCAUGAGCUGCUGAAAGAUGGUCAGAGCAUAUGACUUGAAAACAAUCAGAAAUUCAUCUCAUUUUGCAGCUCAAUAUAUUGUUUUUUAAUUUUCUCAUUGUAAAAGUAGUCCAGACACUUGUCUUAGUGUCUGUGUGUUUUUGUAUGGCUGGUGCACAUCAGCCACAUAGACUCAGACAGAGGGUUGCAUAGCAGCUCCAAUAGACUCCUGCACUAUAACUUCUAUUUUUGACAAACCUUCUGUCAGGUUUCUAUCCAGUCUCCUUGAAAUCCUUUUUACAAACUCAUCCAUCUUACUGUAGCUAUUUUAUACCUUAUCUAAACCUUGACCUCGUCUCUAAAUGAGUUGUUUAAUGAGUCCCCCCGCCCUCCGAGGCCAGACCAGACCUGCAAACUCCAAUCAGCUGUAGAGGGAGUGUGCAGACCGCAGCAGGAUAAUGUUCCCCUGUCUAAACAGGCAUGAAUGUGUCCUUGUCUGUACCUACGCUGCUCACUCUGCUCACAGAGUAGAGGAAAGGUCAGAGUUUCCGCCCAACACAUAGAUGAGAACGCAAGCAGCUUGCUGAAUUUAGGGUUAGAUAUGAAACGCAGUCGGCAUCACAACGGCACUGAGAAAAACAAGUACGCGUUGGCUGAUUCAGGUCAGAAGGAAGAAAUCAAGUGUCUAUAGGAACAAAGUGUCUAUUUUGUAUAAAAAAAAUAGAAAAGACUGGAAGAAUUGUAAUUUCAUUCCUUUUUUAUUGUUGUGUAAAUGAUGUAUAUAUUUGUACAGUUUAAGUUAAUUUAAAAGCCAAAUUUGUUCUGUGCUUUGAUAUGUAUCGAUAGUGUAUUUUUGUCAACAGUAUUUUGUACUAUUUUAUUGAGAAGUGUGGCAAAAUGUUACAUGUUUCACUCUGUA